AUGCCUUCUUGGAGCCAACAUCUCGGGCUUGAUGACGCUGAGGCGGAGAAAGUUGAGAAACGUGGACGAUAUGUUGCUGUAAGAACACUGGUUGGUAUCGUCAUUUAUCCAUUAACACAUGUAAAAAUUCUCUUUCAACUUGGUUAUGAACCAUUUCCUUUAACAUCGGGAAAAUUUUUGUGGCUUUUUCGAGAAGCAUAUUUUCUUCCUAAUGGUUUCAAAUAUGCCAGAAAAAUAUACGACCACUUUGGACUACGCAAACUCUAUGCAGGCAUCGAUUCUUCCGUGUUUUUUCAAUUAACUUCCGGGUUGAUUGAUCUUGCAACAAAUGUCUAUAUGGAUCGUCAUUACUCCGAAAUUGGUGGAAAACCGAUUAACCUAGACAAAGAAGAAUCAGAGAUGAGCGAUAUGGAAAGUAUGCGUCGUGUCCUACGUUUCGCCAUCCGAGAAAGUAUUUCACGUACUGUUGCUGUCAUUUUUUCACGCCCAUUUUCCGUGAUUAUGAUCAGGCAGAUUGCGCAGAUUGUGGGUGGUGAGCUGAAAUAUCAUAACGUGUUAUCCUCUUUGCGAUUAGUUGGCAUUGAAGAAGGUCCAAAAGGAUUGUUUUCAGGUCUAAUCCCUCAACUAAUUGCGGAGUAUUUGUCGAUAUGGGGUGUACACUUUGUGCUUUACGGCAUUGAACGUAUUACGUUACGUGGUCAGCAAGAUGCCAUUCGUUCUAAUAACAAAGAAGAAGAGAAUUUUAUUGUUUCAACACGCAAAGCGCUGCAUUUGAUUGCACCAGUAUUUGUGAACAGUUUCACAUAUCCAUUCCAAGUGGUGUCAACAGUAAUGGCAGUUGCGGGUUCCGGACUUUUGGUUUCGAUGUUACCUUAUAGUCCGCCGUUUGAUUUAUGGCAGGAUGCUUAUGAUUAUCUAAUGCCAAUUAAUGGAUUAAAACGAGGCUCAAGAAUAUUCUGGCGUGAACAUAAUGGAGCUGUUAGCGUAGGCCCUGAUCAUGAGCUUUAUGCCGCCUAUAAACAUUUCGUGGUUCAGAAUUGGGAUGGAAAUAUUGGUAAAGGCUAA
Molecule: messenger RNA, 1065 nt
Organism: Acanthocheilonema viteae
Lineage: Eukaryota; Metazoa; Nematoda; Chromadorea; Rhabditida; Onchocercidae
Source: the annotation of a GenBank genome assembly